UUAAAACUUKGUAAAAUAGUUGAUCUGUUACUCUAUGUUUCUUGUACAUUUCUAGGUMUUGAAGAAAUUGCAAAAGAAAAAGAGAAGUUAAAAAAGGAAGAAAACAUGCUUAUCAAAGAAGAAGAAUUUGAAACAGGAGAAAAAUUACGUUGUUUGGCUACAACUCUCUGUGAGCAAAAGGAAAAUCUGAAAGAAAAGGACAGCACUAACCUGUUUUUACAAAAGCCUGGGUCAUUUUCAAAAUUAAGCAAACUGUUAGAGGUAGCAAAAAUGCCGCCUGAGUCUGACACUACGUCUCCAAAACCCAACGGCAGCGCAUCAAAUGGCUGCACAUUAUCUUACCCAAGUAACUCAAAAAACUCUCUCUGCAGUCUGCAGCCCCCUGCACCACAAAACUCCAUCGAGAAGUCUGAUUCUAAUAAUCYUUUCAGUGCUAAUGCAGGUGGGACGGGAAGGUUGUACAGUUCUCCAGCGAUKGCAAAUGAUCAGCUGUUAAAGACUSUGGGUGAGAAGGGCAGGCAGUGGUUCAGCCUGGUCCCCCGCGUGCCCUGCGAUGACACCUCUGUCACCCAGCUGGACACAGCAGCUCCAGCUCCACUCACKCCUCACUCACACCCCCCAUCAAAGUCACCCUCCCCUGUUCCAUCUCCUCUGCUGGGCUCAGCCUCUGCACACAGUCCCAUGGGAUUAAGUCCUUUUGCAUUGUCACCACUGCAGGUGAAGACUGGACUACCUAUAAUGGGACUUCAGUUUUGUGGAUGGCCUACAGGAGUUCUUACUUCAAACGUUCCAUUUCCAUCUUCUGUACCUGCUCUUGGAUCAGGCUUGGGAUUGUCAGAAGUGAAUGGUAGCUCAUUCUUGGCAUCUGGUGUUCCUGCAAGUAAAAGUGAAUCACCAGCACUACAGRGUGAAAAAGUAGCUUCUGCCCCUUCUACAGCAGCUGAAGUAGCCAAGCCCGUAGAUUAUCCUAACCCAAAGCCUAUACCAGAAGAAAUGCAGUAUGGGUGGUGGAGGAUUACUGAUCCAGAGGACCUAAAAUCUUUGAUUAAAGUUCUGCAUCUCAGGGGAAUAAGAGAAAAGGCCUUACAAAAGCAAAUACAGAAACACAUGGAUUAUAUCACUCUGGUCUGCAUCAAAAACAAAGAUGUUGCAAUUAUUGAUAUCAAUGAAAAUGAAGAUAACCAAGUAACUCGGAAUGUUGUGGAAAACUGGUCAGUAGAAGAACAAGCUAUGGAGAUGGAUCUUGCUAUCCUUCAGCAGGUGGAAGAUCUAGAGAGGAGAGUUGCAUCAGCUAGUUUACAAGUUAAGGGUUGGCUGUGUCCUGAACCUGCAUCAGAGAGAGACGACUUGGUAUAUCGKGAACAUAAGUCAAUUGCUAGAUUGCACAAGAAGCACGAUGGAGAUUGUGCUGGAGGUGGAGAAGGCAGUGCCAGCUCUCUAGAGCGCAGGAGUGACAACCCUCUAGAUAUAGCUGUAACCAGGCUGGCUGACUUGGAGCGGAACAUAGAGCGAAGGUAUCUGAAGAGCCCCUUAAGUACCACCAUUCAGAUCAAACUGGAUAAUGUGGGCACAGUUACUGUCCCUGCUCCUGCACCAUCUAUUAGUGGUGAUGGUGACGGAACUGAAGAGGAUAUUGCUCCAGGGCUAAGGGUGUGGAGAAGGGCGCUGUCAGAAGCGCGCAGUGCUGCCCAGGUAGCUCUGUGCAUUCAGCAGUUACAGAAAUCAAUAGCAUGGGAAAAAUCCAUUAUGAAAGUUUACUGCCAGAUUUGUCGAAAGGGAGACAAUGAAGAGCUGCUGCUCCUCUGUGACGGGUGUGAUAAAGGCUGUCACACGUACUGCCACCGGCCCAAGAUCAGCAGCAUCCCGGAUGGGGACUGGUUCUGUCCCGCCUGCAUAGCCAAGGCAAGUGGUCAAACUCUAAAGAUAAAAAAACUUCAGAUUAAAGGGAAAAAAGGUAAUGAACAAAAGAGAAGCAGGAGAUUAGUGGGAGAAACAGAGGAUGAGGACUCGGCAACUACAAGCACUGCCUUAAAAAGAGGAAAAACAGACCCUAAAAAAAGAAAAAUUGAGGAAAAUGUGUCUGUAAGCCAGUUAAAGCAAGAAAAUUGCACUGCUGCUAAGAAACCUAAGAGAGAUGACUCCAAGGACCUGGCUAUAUGCAGCAUGAUUCUCUCAGAAUUGGAAACUCAUGAAGAUGCCUGGCCUUUCUUGCUUCCUGUAAACUUGAAACUUGUUCCGGGUUAUAAGAAAGUUAUUAAAAAACCUAUGGAUUUUUCUACCAUUAGAGACAAGCUAAGUAGUGGACAGUACCCUAAUCUUGAAGCAUUUUCACUGGAUGUCAGGCUUGUUUUUGACAACUGUGAAACUUUCAAUGAAGAUGAUUCUGACAUAGGCAGGGCUGGUCACAACAUGAGGAAGUAUUUUGAAAAAAAAUGGACAGAGAUUUUCAAAGUGAGCUGAAGCUACUAGACCUCCUUUUUUUUCUUUUCAUCAAAUGAGGACUGAUAAGACCAGCAAUGUGAACUGUAUUUACAUGGAAGUGCAAGGCACAUACAUAAAUAAUUUUUUCCUUUAAAAUGUCACCGAGUUGUGAUACUAGUUUUAAAGGCUUCACUCCUACAGCAGCCAUGGCCCCUUGGUUAUUGGUUUGUGUGUUUUAACAAACUAAUUUAGGUAGAACAGGGAAGCACACCCAAAGAAUUUCAAAGAAAGGGGUGUUAUAGUGCAAUAGCAAUUUAUCAAAACGCACUGAAUUUUCAACCACCAGAGCUCUACGGGAAAAUGGUUCUCUUUUCCCUUUCAAUAAAUAUCUAUUUUUCUUUUUUUUA
Messenger RNA from Malurus melanocephalus (red-backed fairy wren), 2828 nucleotides. RefSeq names its product bromodomain adjacent to zinc finger domain 2B (gene BAZ2B). The record is from RefSeq and is a predicted model, not a curated record. The annotation marks the transcript as partial. The transcript is spliced from 10 exons. Gene Ontology annotation, molecular function: protein binding. NCBI's taxonomy places the organism in Eukaryota, Metazoa, Chordata, Aves, Passeriformes, Maluridae.